GUUCUCUCGCUGCUGGUGAACGCAGUAGGCCAGGCAGCAUCUACAGGAAGAGGUACAGUCAACGUUCCGGGCCGAGACCCUUCGUCAGGACUAACUGAAAGAACAGUUUGAAAUGGCAGAACACUUGUGUACGGGAAUCUCAAACACAACAACACAUCAGUUUUGCUGACUCUGUCUGGAUAUUUAAGGAGUGACCAAAUAUUUUCUUUGUAACACCAACACAUCUGUGGUCGAUCCUUGGUGAUGAAGAAGUAUCACAUCUCCAGCUGGUAAUGUAUUCUGUCUCUGAAAUGAAGUUUUCUGUUUUAACUCUGUGAAAUCCACUGGAACCGGGAGCUGAGAACACACCAGCAUUUGUUCACUGGAGAUCAGUUCUUCAGCUGCAUUGAUCGUACAAGGGAUUCAAACGUCUGACUUUCUGAAUUGCAGAGAAUUGAUCGCCGUGAGAUAUCAUUCUCCUUCUCUCAGUGUGGGAAGAGAUUCACUCACAGGCUACCCGCAGACACACCAGUGAGUUCACAGUGGGGGGAGGCUGUUCACCUGCUCUGUGUGAGGGAGGGGAACCACUCAGUCAUCCAGUCUGAAGAUACACCAGCAAGUUCACACCAUAGUGAGAUGCUCCACCUGUUGUGACUGUGGGAAGCAAUUCAUUCUGUGGUCAAUGCUAAAGGUAUAUCUGAAAAUCCACCAGUGAGAGAACGGUAACCUGCUCGGAUGGUGGGAAGGCAUUCACACACUCAACCAGUGAGUUCAUCUGCUCUGAAUGUGGGAAAGGGUUCACCCAAUCACCUCAACUGAAUGAACACCAGCGAGUUCACACUGAAAAGAUGCCGUUCACCUGCUCAGACUGUGGGAAGGGAUUCACUCAAUUGUCCACACUACAAAGACACCGGAGAGUUCACACUGGGGAGAGGCCAUUCACCUGCUCAGACUGUGGGAAGGGAUUCAUUCAGUCAAAUCACCUGCUACAACAUCAGUUAGUUCACACUGGGGAGAGGCCGUUCACCUGCUCAGACUGUGGGAAGGGAUUCACUCAAUCGUCCACACUACAAAGUCACCAGCGACUUCACACUGGGGAGAGGCCAUUCAUCUGCUCAGACUGUGGGAAGGGAUUUACUCAUUCAUCCGACUUGCAGAGACACCAGCGAGUUCACACUGGGGAGAAGCCGUUCACUUGCUCUGAAUGUGGAAAGGGAUUUGCUCGGUCAUCUGUACUGAAGUUACAUCAGCGAGUUCACACUGGGGAGAGGCCGUUCACCUGCUCAGACUGUUGGAAAGGGUUCACUCACUCAUCCGACCUACAGAGACACCAGCGAGUUCACACUGGGGAGAAGCCAUUCACAUGCUCUGAGUGUGGAAAGGGAUUUGCUCGGUCAUCUCAGCUCUUGAAACACCAGCAAAUUCACACUGGGGACAAACCAUUCAUCUGCUCAGAAUGUGGGAAGGGAUUCAACGAUUCAGCUCAUCUGAAAGAACAUCAGUUUGUUCACGCUGCGGAGAGACCGUUCACCUGCUCAGACUGUGGGAAAGGAUUCAUUCGGCAUUCUCAUCUACUGACACACCAGUUAGAUCACACUGGGGAGAAACCAUUCAUCUGCUCUGAAUGUGGGAAGGGAUUCACCCAUUCAGCUCAAAUGAGGGAUCAUCAGCGAGUCCACACUGGGGAAUGGCCAUUCACCUGCUCUGAAUGUCGGAAGGGAUUCACUUGGCAAUCUCAACUGACUGAACAUCAGCGAGUUCACACUGGGGAGAAGCCGUUCACCUGCUCUGAAUGUGGGAAGGGAUUUGCCCGGUCAUCUCAUCUGAAGGAACAUCAGAAACUUCACACUCGGGAGAGGCCUUUCACUUGCUCUGAAUGUGGGAAGGGCUUUGCUCGUUCAUCUCAACUGAAGGAACAUCAGCGAAUUCACACUGGGGAGAAACCAUUCAGCUGCUCUGAAUGUGGGAAGGGAUUCACUCAGUCAUCCAAACUUGUGAGGCACUACCGAAUUCACGCUGGGGAGAAACCGUUCACCUGCUCAGAUUGUGGGAAAGAAUUCACUCGGUCAUCUGACUUUAAAAUACAUCAGCGAAUUCACACUGGGGGAUGCCACUCACCUGUUCUGAAUGUGGAAAAGGAUUCACUCAGACAUCUCAAUUAAGACUAUAAGAUAUAGGAGCAGGAGUAGGCCAUUCGGCCCAUCGAGUCUACUCCGCCAUUCAGUCAUAGGCUGAUCCAAUUCGUCCAGUCAUCCCCACUUCCCUGCUUUCUCCCCAUACCCUUUGAUGCUCUGCCUAAUCAGGAACCUAUCUCUCUCUGCCUUAAAUGCACCCAAUAACUUGGCAACAAAUUCCACAAAUUUACCACCCUCAGAGUAAAGUAAGUCCUCCUCAUCUCUGUUCCAAAUGGAUGUCCUUCAAUCCUGAAGUUGUGCCCUCCUGUCAUAGACACCUCUACCAUGGGAAAUAAAUUUCCCAUAUCUAAUCUGUUCAGAGUUUUUAACAUUGGAAAGUUUCAAUGAGAUACCCCCCCACUUGCCCGACACCAUUCUCCUGAACUCCAGGGAAUACAGCCCAAGAGAAACCAGACACUUCUCGUAUGGUAACCCUUUCAUUCCUGGAAUCAUUCUUGUGAAUCUUCUCUGAACCCUCUCCAAUGUCAGUAUAUCCUUUCUAAAAUAAAGAGCCCUAAACUACAAUACUUCAAAUAUUUCUCAUGAGUGCCUUAUAGAGCCGCAACAUCACAUCCCUGCUCUUAUGUUCUAUAGAAAUUAAUGCCACCGUUCCAUUCACCUUCUUCACCGAUUCAUCCUGGAGGUUAACCUUUAGGGUAUCCUGCAGAAGGACUUCCAAGUUCCUUUACAUCGCUGCAUUUUGAAUUCUCUCCCAAUCUAAAUACUCAUCUGCCCGCUUAUUUCUUUCACCAAUAUGCAUUACCAUGCACUUUCCAACCCGUAUGGGUCCUAGCAAUGCCUGUCUUUUUAUUGGCUUUGUGGAACAAUCUAUGUUCCAAACCUAUUCUGGUAUCUGUCCCCAACUUUUCCUUCGCUACAUCGACGACUGCAUUGGCGCUGCUUCCUGCACGCAUGCUGAGCUGGUUGACUUCAUUAACUUUGCCUCCAACUUCCACCCUGCCCUCAAGUUUACCUGAUCCAUUUCCGACACCUCCCUCCCAUUUCUAGAUCUUUCUGUCUCUAUCUCUGGAGACAGCUUAUCUACUGAUGUCUACUAUAAGCCUAUUGACUCUCACGGCUAUCUGGACUAUUCCUCUUCUCACCCUGUCUCUUGCAAAAAUGCUAUCCCCUUCUCGCAAUUCUUCCGUCUCCACCGCAUCUGCUCGCAGGAUGAGGCUUUUCAUUCCAGGACGAGGGAGAUAUCCUUUUUUAAAGAAAGGGGCUUCCCUUCCUCUACCAUCAACUCUGCUCUCAAACGCAUCUCCCCCAUUUCACGCACAUCUGCUCUCACUCCAUCCUCCCGUCACCCCACUAGGAAUAGGGUUCCCCUGGGCCUCACCUACCACCCCACCAGCCUCCAGGUCCAAAGUAUUAUUCUCCGUAACUUCCGCCACUUCCAACGGGAUCCCACCACUAAGCACAUCUUUUCCUCCCCCCCCCUCCCGCUUUCUGCAGGAAUCGCUCCCUACGCGACUCACUUGUCCAUUUGUUCCCCCCCCCCCAUCCCUCCCCACUGAUCUCCCUCCUGGCACUUAUCCUUGUAAGCGGAACAAGUGCUACACAUGCCCUUACACUUCCUCCCUUACCACCAUUCAGGGCCCCAAACAGUCCUUCCAGGUGAGGCAACACUUCACCUGUGAGUCGGCUGGUGUGAUAUACUGCGUCCGGUGCUCCCAAUGUGGCCUUCUAUAUAUUGGCAAGACCCGAUGCAGACUGGGAGAUCGUUUUGCUGAACACCUACGCUCUAUCCAUCAGAGAAAGCACGAUCUCCCAGUGGCCACAUAUUUUAAUGCCACAUCCUAUUCCCAUUCUGAUAUGGCUAUCCACGGCCUCCUCUACUGUAAAGAUGAAGCCACACUCAGGUUGGAGGAACAACACCUUAGAUUCCGACUGGGUAGCCUCCAACCUGAUAGCAUGUACAGUGACUUCUCUAACUUGCGCUAAUGCCCCACCUCCCCCUCGUACCCCAUCCAUUAUUUAUUUAUAUACACACAUUCUUUCUCUCUCUCUCUCCUUUUUCUCCCUCUGUCCCUCUGACUAUACCCCUCGCCCAUCCUCUAGGGGUACCCCUCCACUUUCCUUCUCCCCGGACCUCCUGUCCCAUGAUCCUCUCAUAUCCCUUUUGCCAAUCAACUGUCCAGCUCUUGGCUCCAUCCCUCCCCCUCAUGUCUUCUCCUAUCAUUUUGGAUCUCCCCCUCCCCCUCCCACUUUCAACUCUCUUACUAUCUCUUCUUUCAGUUAGUCCUGACGAAGGGUCUCGGCCUGAAACGUCGACUGUACCUCUUCCAUUCACCAGCAACUUUGAUGUGUGUUGCUUGAAUUUCCAGCAUCUGCAGAAUUCCUCGUGUUUACUGUAUUUCAUUGACUACUUCUUUGACCGUUCCCCGAAACUAUCUAAAUCUCUCUGCUAGCACUUUGUUUCCUCAGCACUACCCGCUCCUCCACCUAUCUUUGUAUCAUCGGCAAAUUUAGCCACAAAACCAUUAAUCCAAUAGUCGAAGUCAUUGACAUACUUCGUAAAAAUCAGUGGUCUAAACACCGACCAUUGUGGAACUCCGGUGGUAACCGGCUGCCAGCCAGAAUAGGAUCCUUUUAUUCCCACUCUGUUUUCUGUUGAUCAGCCAGUGCUCCACCCAUGCUAGUAAAUUCCCUGUAAUUCCAUGGGAUUUAUCUUGCUAAGCAGCCUUGUGUAGCACCUUUCAAAGGCCCAAUGAAAAUCCAAGUAUACCACAUCUACUACAUCUCCUUUGUCUACCCAGCUUGUAAUUUCCUCAAAGAAUUGCAGUAGGUUAGUCAAACAGGAUUUUCCUUUCAGGAAACCAUGCUGGCUUUGGCCUAUCAUGUCAUGUGCCUCCCGGUACCCCGAUAUCCCAUCCAUAACAAUCGAUCCCAGCAACUUCCCACUGAACUCAGGCUUUCAGGCCUCUAGUUUCUUUUCUGCUGCCUCCCACCUUUCUUAAAUAGCGGAGUAACAUUUGUAAUUUUCCAGUCAUCAGGUACAAUGCCAGAAUCUAUUGAUUCUUGAAGAAUCACGAGUAAUGCCUACGCAAUCUCUUCAGCUACUUCCUUCAGAACCCGAAGGUGCAUUCCAUCAGGUCCAGGAGAUUUAUCCACCAUCAAACCAUUAAGUUUCCUGAGAACCUUCUCAGUUGUAACUUUCACUGCACGUACUUCACUUCCCUGACACUCUUGAAUAUUCAAUAUACUGCAGAUCUCUUCCAUCAUGAAGAAUGAUGCAAAAUACGCAUUCAGUUCCUCUGCCAUCUCUGUGUCUCCCAUUACAAUAUCUCCCGCAUCAUUUUCUAUUCAUCCUAUAUCUAUCCUCAACUUUCUUUUACCCUUUCUAUACUUAUGUAACUCUCGCUUCAUCUUGUAGCUUAAUAGACAAUAGGUGCAGGAGUAGGCCAUUCAGCCUUUCGAGCCAGCACCACCAUUCACCAUUCAUGAAUAUAGGGGAUGAUAGCCCCUGGCCCGUCCAAACUUGAGAAAUCUCAUUUGGCUGGAUGCUGUGUGAAGUGUUCCCUGUUACAAAUCAGUACAACGAAAUAACAAACAGUGCACAACGAAAUAACAAACAGUGCACAAUAUGCGAUUAAACGAUUGAGCUUUAUUACUCUUAAUUUGACGAUGUGUUUAGUGAAGAAAACAAAAAAGAGAAAGGGCCCAUUCUCAUGAAACAGUCUAUUGGGCAAUGUUGGAGCUCACUGAUAAGCCGUUUGUCCACCAUCAACCUCCUCCGAUCCUCGCUGACCUUUGGACUCUCGCUCCAAGUCCACUCCAUCCGAGGUCUACCAACUCUCUCCAUUCGCGUCUUCCCUCCUCAUCUCUCCCCAGCAAAAGACCCGUGAAUUCCCGGCUCCCAGACGCACAAGAAAGAACAACAUCCUGUUCAUUGGCUGGCAUGCCCUAUUAUCUCUAGUCUUAACCCAAACAUUGCUGCUACAGAGAAACCAUUAGCUCAGCAGUGGAACAUUACAGAGAAGCCAUUACAAUAGACAAUAGGUGCAGGAGUAGGCCAUUCGGCCCCUCGAGCCAGCACCACCAUUCACUGUGAUCACGGCUGAUCAUUCACAAUCAGUAUCCAAUUCCUGCCUUAUCCCCAUAACCUUUGAUUCCACUAUCUUUAAGAGCUCUAUCCAUCUCUUUUUUGAAAGCAUCGAGAGACUUGGCCUCCACAGCCUUCUGGGGCAGAGCAUUCCAUAUAUCCACCACUCUCUGGGUGAAAAAGUUUUCCCUCAACUCUGUUCUAAAUGGCCUACCCCUUAUUCUUAAACUGUGGCCUCUGGUUCUGGACUCACCCAUCAGUGAGAACAUGCUUCCUGCCUCCAGCGUGUCCAAUCCCUUAAUAAUCUUAUAUGUUUCAAUAGGAUCCCCUCUCAGCCUUCUAAAUUCCAGAGUAUACAAGCCCAGUCGCUCCAAUCUUUCAACAUAUAGCAGUCCCACCAUCCCGGGAAUUAACCUUGUGAAUCUACGCUGCACUCCCUCAAUAGCAAGAAUGUCCUUCCUCAAAUUUGGAGACCAAAACUGUACUCCAGGUGUGGUCUCACCAGGGCCCUGUACAGCUGCAGAAGGACCUCUUUGCUCUUAUACUCAAUUCCCCUUGUUAUGAAGGCCAGCAUGCCAUUAGCUUUCUUCACUGCCUGCUGUACUUGCAUGCUUGCUUUCAGUGACUGAUGUACAAGAACACCUAGAUCUCGUUGUGCUUCCCCUUUUCCUAACUUGACUCCAUUUAGAUAAUAAUCUGCCUUCCGGUUCUUACCGCCAAAGUGGAUAACCUCACAUUUAUCCACAUUAAACUGCAUCUGCCCACUCACCCAGCCUGUCCAAGUCACCCUGCAUUCUCAUAACAUCCUCCUCACAUUUCACACUGCCACCCAGCUUUGUAUCAUCGGCAAAUUUGCUAAUGUUACUUUUAAUUCCCUCAUCUAGAUCAUUUAUAUAUAUUGUAAACAGCUUCGGUCCCAGUACUGAACCCUGCGCUACCCCACUGGUCAUUCCAAAAGGGACCCGUUAAUCACUACUCUAAUUACAUUAGCAGUGAAACCUUAGAGCGUGUUAUACUUAGAAACAUAGAAGAGAGGUGCAGGAGUAGGCCAUUCGGCCCUUCGAGCCUGCACCGCCAUUUAUUAUGAUCAUGGCUGAUCAUCCAACUCAGAACCCUGCACCAGCCUUCCCUCCAUACCCCCUGAUCCCCGUAGCCACAAGGGCCAUAUCUAACUCCCUCUUAAAUAUAGCCAAUGAACUGGCCUCAACUGUUUCCUGUGGCAGAGAAUUCCACAGAUUCACCACUCUGUGUGAAGAAGUUUUUCCUAAUCUCAGUCCUAAAAGGCUUCCCCUUUAUCCUCAAACUGUGACCCCUCGUUCUGGACUUCCCCAACAUCGGGAACAAUCUUCCUGCAUCUAGCCUGUCCAAUCCCUUUAGGAUUUUAUACGUUUCAAUCAGAUCCCUCCUCAAUCUUCUAAAUUCCAACGAGUACAAGCCUAGUUCAUCCAGUCUUUCUUCAUAUGAAAGUCCUGCCAUCCCAGGAAUCAAUCUGGUGAACCUUCUUUGUACUUAAAAAAUGCUUUUCGUAUCUUCUUAUUAGUCACCAGCUUCCUUUCAUAAUUCAUCUUUUCCUUCCUAAUGACCUUCUUAUUUUCCGUCUGCAAGUUUCUAAAAGCUUCCCAAUCCUCUAUCUUCCCUCUAACUUUUGCUUCCUUGUCUUUUCCUUUUUCUUUUUCUUUGACUCUGACUUCACUUGUAAGGCAUGAUAGUGUCCUUCUUGUUAAGAAUAUAUCUGUCUUGCACUUCCCUAAUUUUUUUGCAGAAAUUCCAGCCAUUGCUGCUCUGCUGUCUUCCUGCUAGAGUCCUUUUCCAGUCAACUUGACCAGGUCCCCUCUCAUGUCAUUGUAAUUUCCUUUAUUUCACUGAAAUACCAAGUGUUGGAAUUUAGUUUCUUCUUCUCAAAUUUCAAAGUGAACUCGAUCAUAUUUUGAUCACUGUCCCCAAGCGUUCCUUAACCAUAAGCUCUCUUAUCAUCUCUGGAUCAUUGCACAACAUCCGAUCCGGCACAGCCGAUCCCCCAGUGGACUCAACAACAAACUGUUCUAAAAAGCCGUCCCUCAGACAUGUUGCAAAUUCUCUCUCUUGACGUUCAGUACUGACCUGGUUUUCCCAAUCCACUUUCAUGUUAAAAUCCCCAACGAUUAUCAUGACUUUGCCCUUCCGACAUGCCUUUUCUAUCUGCUGAUGUAAUUUGUAAUCCACAUCCCGGCUGCUGUUUGGAGGACUGGAUACAACUGCCAUUAGGGUCCUUUUACCCUUGCCAUUUCUUACCUCCAACCAUGGAGACUCUACACUUCCUGGUCCUAUGUCAUCGCUUAAAGAUGAUUUAAUAUUAUUUCUUAUACACAAGGCCACACCACCCCUCUGCCCUCUAAUCUAUCUUUCCGAUACACCAUAUAUCCUUCGAUGUUCAGCUCCCACUGGCAGCCAUACUUUAGCCAAGUUUCAGAGGUGGCCACAACAUCAUACUUACCAAUCUGUAGCUGAAUUUCAAGAUCAUCCAUUUUAAUUCUUACGCUGCGUGCAUUCAAAUAUAUCACUUUCAGUCCAGAGUUGAAUGAACAUCAGCGAGCAAACACUGGGGAGAAACUGUUAAACUGCUCAGACCGUGGGAAGGAAUUCACUCAGUCAUCGCAGCUGAAUGAAUAUCAGAGAGUUCACACUGAGGAGAAGCUGUUCAUCUGUUUGGACUGGGAAUGAAUUCACACUUUCAUCUCACCUACCUAUACACCGAACUGUUUUCAGCAGUGAAAGUAUGUAGGCCUGCUCAGACUGUGGGAAGUCAUUCACACACUUAUCCACGCUGCAGAGACAGUGGCGGGUUCACACUGUGGUGAGGGUGGUCACUAGCUCUGAAUAUGGGAUGGGUUUCAAUCAGUUAUUCAUCCUUGUCUCGCCUUAACGAGCUUUGACCCAUCGUUAACUUGAGAGAUCAGAAGCUUGAGAAAGACGUAAUUCACUCAGGUUCGCCAAUUGAGUAUUAAAGGCAAUGGUUUAGGGCAGGUUAUUUUUGAGCUUUCCGCAGUGGCCAAUCAGCAUUCAGGAUUGAUUAUGAAGAAGAUUGUAAAGUUGGGCAGGAGCAAGUGGAGCGGUCAUUGUUGGAGUGGACAGAGUCAGGGCGGAGAUUUUGAGGUUUCAGUGUGGAGAGCAUUCAGUCAGAGAAGACGAAAUCAUCAUGCGUCGAGAACUUUUUUUGUCCCUUCUUUACAUUUGCUCAGUUAGAACAGUAGAGAUGCCAGGCUGUGCUCUCAGGUCUGCCACCUGUGCCAAUUGCCAGGAAUCAGAAGAUUAUACAGUUUUAACACGUGGCUAAGGAGUUGGUGCAGGAGGGAGGGUAUAAAAUAUUUGGAUCAUUUGAGCUGGCGAGGAUUGCUGUGUGCAGAGGAGUGUGAGUGUGUUGGGGGAGAGGACAUUGUUGAUGGUGUGUGACUGGGCAGGCAGCUCUCUCUGUCUCUCACGCUCUCUCACACACACACACAAAUACAUGCACUGGAGUGUGAGGGUGGGAAGUGAGAAGGGAAAAGGGAAAUGAGGAGGAUGGUGUUAAGGGCUCCUUCACAAAGUCCAGGACUUACCCAGCCCUCCCCCUCUGGAAUUGUUCCCAUUCCCGACCCCAGGCUGGGGGUGAGCAUUGAGUUGCCUUGCCAACAAGAAAAUGAAUUGUUCGAUAGCAUCUGGUUAACACACUUUGAUAAUAAAUUUACUUUGAACUUGAACAUUGAAAUGUAUUGUUUGUAAAACGUACUGAUGAGAAAUGGUCUCAGUGAAGGUCCAAGAGUGGAAAAUGAACCAGUCUUCAGCCCCACUGCUCCGUGCCAGAGAAGAACCCCUAUUGGACUCUAUCCCAUCUGUCUGUGCUUGACACGUCUCCCUCUAAAGUUUCCUUUUUCUGUACCUGUCCCAGUGUCUUUUAUUUUCUUCUCAAACCCAUUCUCCUGCCUUCAUCCCAUAACCUUUGAUGCCUUUACUAAUCAA
This is a messenger RNA of Mobula hypostoma (lesser devil ray), 10173 nucleotides long. Its product is annotated as zinc finger protein 229-like. The transcript has 2 exons. NCBI's taxonomy places the organism in Eukaryota, Metazoa, Chordata, Chondrichthyes, Myliobatiformes, Myliobatidae. The record is from RefSeq and is a predicted model, not a curated record. Gene Ontology annotation, cellular component: nucleus. Gene Ontology annotation, molecular function: RNA polymerase II transcription regulatory region sequence-specific DNA binding; DNA-binding transcription factor activity, RNA polymerase II-specific. Bases 828 to 2141 code for a protein of 437 amino acids. Gene Ontology annotation, biological process: regulation of transcription by RNA polymerase II.